GACGUUGCCGUGACAAAUGCCGGUUGAGAUAAUUGCCGAUAUGUGUUCGUAACUAACUUUGGCGGUACAGUUUUUCUUAACAGAAUUUUAUAAGAUUUUUAUGUACACAAAUUUUAUUACAUCUCGAAUACAUGUGAAACGUAAAUGUUCUGUGCUCCGAACUACGAAUUUGUGACAUAUUUCAACGAAAUCCAUCCAGAACAGAUUUCCAUUGGCGCCCGUUUGGAGAACCUUUUCCCAUUAAGACAAUCUGGUGAACACGCAAUUCAAUGGGCUUGUCACGGAUAAACGAUGUUUCACGAAGAAUAUUACGAGACGAGACUUCUAUAUGCAUACGAUGCUCGAAUGCCUCAUAAUAGGUUUUGGUCUUUAAUCAGGAAGUGAAAUUUAAUUCAGCUGGCUUGAUUUAGGAUGGCUACUGAAGCUGAUCGUAGGAAGAAAAAAACCUAUAUCGAUCGGCUACACAAAUUAGCCUCGAGACGCGUGCCGAUCUUAGCAUGGUUACCGAAAUAUAACUCGGAAAAAUUCCUUAGCGAUAUUAUAGCCGGCAUAACAGUUGGUCUUACUGUUAUGCCACAGGGACUUGCAUAUGCAACAUUGGCUGGUUUGGAACCACAAUAUGGUCUUUACUCGGCAUUUAUGGGUGCAAUAGUUUACGUGCUAUUUGGCUCCUGUAAAGAUAUUACAAUUGGUCCCACCGCACUCAUGGCAUUAAUGACUCACGACUAUGUGCAAGGAAAAAAUGCUGAUUUCGCCAUACUUCUCGCAUUCUUAUCUGGUUGCCUGCAAUUACUAAUGGCAUGCUUACGCUUAGGUGUACUUGUAGAUUUUAUUUCGAUACCAGUCACUGUGGGCUUUACUUCAGCAACGUCCGUCAUAAUCGUUGCUUCGCAAUUGAAAGGAUUAUUAGGUUUAAAAAUUUCGUCUCAAGGAUUUAUGGAUACUUUAAUUAAAGUUUUUCAAAAUAUUGGUAAUACGAGUCUCUGGGAUACUGGGAUGAGUAUCUCUUGCAUCGCAAUUCUAUUGUUGUUUAGAAAAAUGAAGGAUGUUAAAUUACAUGUUAUUAGUAAGAAGUCGGUGAAUUAUCAACGCAUAAUUGCGAAAGCGAUAUGGCUGAUCUCUACGGCGCGGAACGCCAUUGUCGUUGUUACUUGCUCGGUUAUUGCUUACAAAUAUGAUUCGUCCGAAUCUGAAUCUCCGUUUAUUCUAACGGGUCCUGUGAGAUCUGGUCUUCCACCAUUCGGCCUGCCACCUUUUUCCACACAAGUAAAUAAUCAGACUCUUACCUUCACACAAAUGUGUUCCGAAUUGGGUACUUCUAUAAUAUUAGUGCCGAUAAUAGCUGUGCUCGGUAACGUAGCCAUAGCUAAGGCCUUUAUGAAUGAAGGUAAAGUUGAUACUUCCCAAGAACUUUUGACACUCGGAAUCUGUAACGUUCUUGGGUCCUGCGCGAGUUCUAUGCCAGUUACAGGAUCAUUCAGUAGAUCAGCAGUAAAUCAUGCGAGUGGUGUGAAGACGCCAAUGGGUGGAUUAUAUACUGGAAUUCUGAUUUUACUGGCCCUUAGGCUACUUACGCCAUAUUUCUAUUUCAUUCCAAAAGCUUCAUUAUCGGCCGUGAUCAUUUGCGCGGUAAUAUACAUGAUAGAGUACGAAGUUGUGAAACUGAUGUGGAAAUCGAGCAAAAAGGAUCUUAUACCGAUGUUUGUUACUUUUUUAUUUUGUCUCAUCAUUGGUGUAGAAUAUGGUAUUUUAUCGGGGGUCGCUAUAAAUUUGAUGUUCCUAUUGUAUCCUUCCGCAAGACCUACAGUUCACGUCGACAAAUACACGACUGAUUGUGGUGCAGAAUACUUAUUAGUUACUCCAGGAAAUAGUUUAUAUUUCCCAGCUGUCGAUUUUAUAAAGAAAUCGGUCGGUAAUGCUGGUAUAAAGCAAGGAUCUAGUCAAAUACCGGUUGUUGUUGAUUGCAGAUACAUUUUAGGGGCAGAUUUUACAGCUGCUAAGGGUAUGAAAACAUUGAUCAAUGAAUUUAGUAGUCGCAAACAAGGAUUGUAUUUUUACAAUCCAAGAUCGGAUGUGGUUACUGUUUUGAAAGGUGCCUGUGGCGAUGAAUUCCAAUACGUUUCGACUCAGGAAGAGCUCUCUUAUUUGUUAUCGACUGUUCAAGACAAAUCUUCGCAACAACUUCUUGACCAAACACAUGACAAAUUACAUGCAUCGUUAACAUUAAAUAAUUCGGAGAUGAUUCACAGAAAUGCGCGUGGUUCCUGCCAUGAACUUAGUGAGGUGACAAGUACACUUUUACAUGCAACUGCAAGUUGAAAUUGAAUUUCAUUUUUAUAUUAAUAAAAAACA
This is a messenger RNA of Trachymyrmex septentrionalis, 2352 nucleotides long. RefSeq names its product sodium-independent sulfate anion transporter. Gene Ontology annotation, biological process: transmembrane transport. Gene Ontology annotation, cellular component: membrane. The record is from RefSeq and is a predicted model, not a curated record. NCBI's taxonomy places the organism in Eukaryota, Metazoa, Arthropoda, Insecta, Hymenoptera, Formicidae. The transcript is spliced from 10 exons. Gene Ontology annotation, molecular function: sulfate transmembrane transporter activity. The coding region runs from base 412 to 2319 and encodes 635 amino acids.